Molecule: messenger RNA, 1336 nt
Organism: Athene cunicularia (burrowing owl)
Lineage: Eukaryota; Metazoa; Chordata; Aves; Strigiformes; Strigidae
Gene: FAM3D
Product: family with sequence similarity 3 member D
Source: RefSeq, a predicted model, not a curated record
AUGAUGAUGAUGAUGAUGAUGAUGAUGAUAGAAAGCCAGCAGAAGACACUUGCAGGUCCACAUCUUGCAACACAGGCCAUCAAGCCCCAGGGGUUCAGCGUUGUAUCAGCCCUCCUAUCAACCUUUGUCCUCACACAUUUCUUCUUCCAGCCCAUCGGGCACAAGGUGUCAGGGACCCCUGUGCCCCCGCCUGCAGGGACGGAUUCCUGCUCAGAGCCGCCUUCCUCUGGGAGGAACAGCUGCAGGGAGAAGCGAGAUGCUGCUGGGAAGAAAACGUGCUUAGCAGAUACGCUAUCAAAAACACGCUGCCGUGAUACGCAUGGGGUGACCCGUGACCGUUGGCCACCCCCAGUUGGGCUCUCUCUCCCCACCACCAUGCGGGUGACAAGCGUGAUCCGGUCCGUGGCACUGUUCAUCACACUGCUGGGCACAUGGUUCAUCGUGCAGACGUACUUCGACCAGAGCUGGAAAGACAUCAGCCUGCGAAGCUGGCUUGGUGCCACCGACAAGCUCAGCAGCAAGCAGCUGCCCCGGCACAAGUGCGGGAACCGGAAGAGCUGCCCCGAAAAUUAUUUUGCCUUCAGGAUCAUCAGCGGCGCCGCAAACGUGGUGGGACCCUCCAUCUGCUUCAACGACAUGGUCAUCAUGAGUAAUGUGAAAAACAACAUUGGCAGAGGUCUGAACAUCGCACUGGUGAACGGAACAAGCGGGCAGCUCCUGAAAGCUGACACAUUCGACAUGUACUCUGGAGACAUUAACAAACUGGAUACUUUCCUCCAGGAGAUCCAGCGUGGCACCAUUGUGCUGACAGCCAGCUACGAUGAUGCUGCCACAAAGAUGAACGACAAAGUACGGGCACAUUUUGUAGAGCUGGGCAGCAGCCACGUGAGCAAGCUGGGCUUCCGGGACAACUGGGUCUUCUUAGGAGCAAAAGGGCUGAAGAACAAGAGCCCCUUUGAAGAGCACAUCAAAAAUGAUAUGAAGACAAAUAAAUACGAUGGCUGGCCUGAGCUGCUGGAGAUGGAGGGCUGUGCCCCCAGGAAGAUGGAUUAACAUCAAGCCCCAGCCUGCCACAGAGGCAAGACCAGUCUCAGAGGGACACGAGCCCCAUCAGACUGACCCCAGCCCCCCACUGCCUGUCACACAGCUGCCUGCUCCAGGGACCAGCUGUUUCACAGCAGAGACUGUGCAGGGCUGGGAGAAGAGCUGUACAAGUGCCUACAGAGCCUGAGAAAACGCCCAGCCAGGUUUCACCUGAGCUGUCCUCAUCCAUGGGUCAAUCUGGGGUAUUUUAUUUUUCUGUCUUUAAACCAAAAACUCUGUAGAAGGUUUUUCA